AACAAAUGUCCUCUGUAACACCAUGGACACCUCGCGGACACCUUCCUCUGUCCCCGAACACGAGUCUGCCCCUCGGUUGAUCAGCCCUCCAGGGGUUGGGGCGAGGCACUGGCAGGCGGUGAUGACAUUCUUUUGUCUUCUGUUGUCCUACUGCCUGAGGGUGAACUUGUCCGUGGCCAUCGUAGCUAUGACAGACACCAGAGAUCCUCGACCCGACGUCACGAUUCUGCCUUGGGAUAUUGCCCAGAAAGGUGUCAUCCUCAGCUCCAUGUUUUGGGGAUACUGCAUACUGCAGAUUCCCGCGGGGCACCUGUCCCGCAUCAUUGGCCCAAAGUAUCUACUCUUCUGGGCGAUGGUGGUCUGCUCCUCGGCGACCAUCCUCGGUCCCUUCAUAGCCCUUCAUUGUGACUGGCUCGGCUUCUGUGUCAGCAGACUUGUCGUGGGCUUAGCGCAGGGAUUUUUCUUCCCUUGCGUGAACUCACACAUUGCCAAGUGGGCACCACCCCUGGAGAGGAACCGGAUGUUUUCAUUCGUUUUUGUUGGUACCCAAGUGGGUGCGACCCUGACCAUGUUCGUGGCAGGAUACCUGGCAGCAAGUUCCUGGGGAUGGCCUAGUAUCUUCUACGUGACCGGAGGCUGUGGACUCCUCUGGGCUCUGAUGUGGCUGUACGUGGGUGCCGACGAUCCUGACUCGCACUCCACAAUCAGUGAUGGCGAGAGGGCUUACAUCAAGUCUUCACUCGUCAAUUCCUCAGACCAGAGCAAGCUGAUGAAGACCCCAUGGAGAGAUAUACUCACGUCAGCACCAGUGUGGGCCAUACUUAUCGCCAACCUCUGCCACCUUUGGAGUUACUGGACUCUUAACACCAUGCUACCCAACUACUUUGGUCGCGUGCUUGGCUUCGACAUUAAAAAUAAUGGACUUAUAUCUUCUCUGCCAUUCUUGACGAAAUGUAUUUUGAUAGUGGUUUUCGGCUGGGUAGCAGACUACAUCAACGAACAAGGACUUUUCUCCUUGACGACAUCCAGGAAAUUGUGGAAUACCAUUGGUAUGUGGGGAGGAGCCGUUACCCUACUGGGCCUCGCAUUUGUCCAGAGUGCCUCAGGCGCCGUGGUUCUCCUGACCCUCUGCAUGGGUUCUGGGGCAGGGAUCUUCACCGGCUACCUGACCAACCUACUGGACCUGUCGCCUAACCACGCAGGGCUGUUGAUGGGUAUCAUAAACGGCAUCGGCAGCAUCAGUGCCAUCUUGGGUCCUAUGGCCACGGGCUUCAUCAUCCAAGAUGAGACAAGUAGGGAACAGUGGAUGUCCGCCUUCUAUGUGUGUGCGGCCACUCUCUUCCUCGGGAACCUGGUCUUUCUCAUCUUCAGCACAGCCGUUGUUCAGCCUUGGAACGAUCCAUUGAAAAGCGAAGAGCAAAACACUCUGAAUGCAUUAAAAAACUUGAGAUCACAGGACUUGGAAAAAAAUUCAUAACACAUUAAAAUUGUAAAACUUGAAGAUAAUAAACCUACGUCAAAAUGUACAAAAGUUGAGUAAAAAA
This is a messenger RNA of Homalodisca vitripennis (glassy-winged sharpshooter), 1544 nucleotides long. RefSeq names its product vesicular glutamate transporter 2-like. Gene Ontology annotation, cellular component: plasma membrane. The coding region runs from base 23 to 1477 and encodes 484 amino acids. NCBI's taxonomy places the organism in Eukaryota, Metazoa, Arthropoda, Insecta, Hemiptera, Cicadellidae. The record is from RefSeq and is a predicted model, not a curated record. The transcript has 9 exons. Gene Ontology annotation, biological process: monoatomic anion transport; transmembrane transport. Gene Ontology annotation, molecular function: transmembrane transporter activity.